UUGAAGAUUUUACCACACUACUAUGUACCUACAUAAAUAAUAAGCUCACCUCCCAUAAAGCUCUCUCCUAAUACCUACAUUACUUGGUACAUACGUAUCUGCCUACGUACUUGUUCCCCUCCCAUUAGGUAGGUAUCUUAUUAGCAAAACCUCAUCAUCAUCAUGGCGCGAACAAAGCCCCCCCGCGGUACCCCCUCCCAGCCCGCCGCCGUCGUGCCACCCCCCAAGACCCAGCGUCGUCCGCUCAACGGGCUCUUCGCGCUCUCGUUCGCGGGGCUGUCGGCCCUGUCGGCCUGGCUGAUGCGCGUGGAGACCGUGGUCCAGGGCGUGCCGGUCAACUUCCAGUCCGUCGUCGAGGCGCGCCGCUUCGGCAACGGCACCCCCCUCGAGACGCGCUUCACGGGCGUCGGCCCCGUCGAUGAGGUCCUCGCCUUCCUCGUCGUCGCGUUCCUCGAGGGCUCCGCGCGCUGGGACCCCGGCGUCCACGCCCAGCAGGCGUAUUUCCUCCUGCAGUGGUUCGCCGUCGUGUGCGUCUGGGGCGUCGAGGCUAGUCGGAGGAGGAAUGCUUGGAAGGCUGUUAGCUUCAUUGGUUUCACUGCUUUUCUGUACCAGCUCACCGGGGCGGCGGUCAUUGCACCCCUGUAUUACUUGGCGUAUGUGGUCACCUCCAGGGAUGACGCGUAUUUCUUCCAGGGCCGAGAGUUAUCCGCCGGCCGUGCGGUGUCGCUGCUUCCCGCCGUAAUUAUUGGUUACCUCAUCCCAACUGUCGCCGUGUAUUACCCAUGGGACGACGCCAAAAGAGCGCAGUACCUGACGGCGUUGUGGCAGCCCGCCCCUAUCAUCGUCAGCGUGCUGAUCUCCGUUUUCUCCUUCCUCGUGCCUUCGUCUUCUCCAACUGCGGUCGCCAAGAACGGCGAUGUCAAACACCUCAAGCGGGUGUACCUGACCGCCGGACUCGUAGCGGCCAUCGCCCAUGUCGGCUUGCUUUACACUUGUCUCACAUCGGACGACCCGAGGCUCUCGCUCAGUUAUGUGUUCCUACCGAAUAGAGCCACUUGGAAGGACAGCAUGGGCCUGGGAUUGCAUUAUAUCUUCCAAGUUGACUUCCUCGGCGCAUUUGGCUCCACACUGUUCUGGUGCUGGCUUGUUACCUACGAUGUUCUGCGGAUACUCGGAAAGCCCACCGCGACAGACUUAAUCAAGGCAGUGCUAGGCAUUGCGUUUGCUACGGUUGUAGCCGGCCCGGGUACGACAAUUAUUUUGGUUUGGAACUGGGUGGAGGAUAGGCUUGUUAUGAUCGAGAACGGCGUUAAGGGGACUUGGGAAAAGCCGAAGGCUGCGUAGAAAUCGGGUCAUUUCCGUAUACCUUGAAUUUUGAAAAACGCAUCAACCUCAACGUACAACUUAUCAACCUUGGGUACCUGAAUCCCAACGCAUACCGUUUAUAUCGUUUCGUAGAAUCUAAUCCAGCGGGAAUGGAAGUCACUACUUCCAACGUGAUAAUUCCCAUCGAGAAAUAUAGAACACGUUAGGCACCUAUUCAUAGAAAA
This is a messenger RNA of Daldinia caldariorum, 1550 nucleotides long. RefSeq lists its product as uncharacterized. The coding region runs from base 163 to 1344 and encodes 393 amino acids. The transcript has 2 exons. The record is from RefSeq and is a predicted model, not a curated record. NCBI's taxonomy places the organism in Eukaryota, Fungi, Ascomycota, Sordariomycetes, Xylariales, Hypoxylaceae.